Ambispora leptoticha is the source of this 513-nucleotide messenger RNA. Lineage: Eukaryota; Fungi; Glomeromycota; Glomeromycetes; Archaeosporales; Ambisporaceae. The record is from the annotation of a GenBank genome assembly.
UUGCACGAAUACCAAGUUGUCGGCCGAAAACUACCAAGCGAGAAAGAAAAAGUGCCUCGACUAUACAGGCUGAGACUUUUCGCGCCAAACGAGGUGGUGGCAAAAAGUCGGUUUUGGUAUUUCCUGAAGAAACUUAGAAAAGUUAAAAAGGCUGCUGGCGAAUUGGUUUCGAUAAAUGAGAUUUUUGAAAAGAAACCGCUGCAGAUUAAAAAUUACGGCAUAUGGCUUCGUUACGACUCGAGAUCUGGUACACAUAAUAUGUAUAAAGAAUACAGAGAAUUGACAAGAACUGACGCCGUUGAAGCAUGCUAUCAAGACAUGGCAGCUCGUCACCGUGCUCGUUUCUCAUCAAUCCAAAUUAUCCGUGUUGCAGAAUUGAGUACAGAUAAAGUACGUCGUCCUUACAUCAAACAACUGUUGGUGCCUGGUCUCCGAUUUCCGCUUCCGCAUCGUGUUGUCCGUGGCAACAAGAAAUCCACAUUCCUUGCAAAACGUCCUUCAACCUUCUAUUAA